GAAGCUGGCUGGUGUGUCAGUGCCGUGACGCGUGACCAGUCAGUCUAUUACUGUACUUCCAAAAGCUCACUCCUGCUCUGAGGUUCCCCGUUGAGACAGAAAUGAACCUGCCGUCCAGAGAAGAGUGUGAGGGGUGGGACCAGGCGCAAGUGGCCCUCUUUAUGUGCAAGAACAAAAUGCAAGAAUGCGCCAGCACUGUAAAAAGACUGAGAAUUAAUGGACAAAGACUUCUGAACCUGUCUGACAGUGACAUGAGCAAGUUUAGUCUCAUCCACCAACCGCAGCUUCAGAAGAUCGUUCAAGACAUCAAGAAAAACGAUGGCAGCUUACUGAAUAAACUAAGAAGACUGAAAAGCAAACCACUUCCAAAGGUACCUGCGCGAGAUUAUAGAGACCAUGACAGGGACAGUGAUGAUCAACUGUCUGAACCUGAUUAUGAUAAUGACACGUAUGAGGAUCCACAUGAAAACCAGGAUGACAGCUAUGAGCCUCCACCCAGCCACAGAGCCCUCCCCACAACUCCCUCUGCUUCCAUCCCAAGGGGGGAGUACCUCGACAGCUGCCGUAACCGUCCCAGCCGGCCACCCAGGAAGCCCCUCCGCCCAGCCAAAGCCUCCAGACAACUUCCCCCUGAGCCCACCCACAUGGGGACCGACGAAGAAGACUAUGUCAGUCCAGACGGCAGCAAUGAUGACGACAACUACGUAGAGCCUGCAGAGAAUCCACCUGCCAAUCAUAAGAUGCAUGUUGGGAGCAGAGCGGGGAGGGACAGACACAUGUUGCCUACACCCUUACCAGAACGCUCACCCAGUCCCGAUUUUUAUGAAGUUCCCGACAAAGAGGAGAGCUCAUUAUCUCCUCUAACAAGCAGGCUGUGUCCAAUCCCCACAACACAGUCACACUCUUUACCUCCGAUACCCAGCCCCAGAGUGAAUAUGAGGAGAUCUCCCACUCCUGUCCAGGAGCCCACAGGUGACGACGAAUACGAAGUUUGCGAUCCAGAUGAUAGUUCCCGUCCUAAACCUGCAGAGGGUCCUCCUCCGCUUCUACCCAAACCUUUGCCCAGAGAGAGGUCACCAAAACCCCCUCUAAGGCCGAAGCCAGAAUCAAAGCCAAGGGAAUUUGAAAGCCAAACGCUGCCUGUGAUGCAAACUGACCACAAAGUUCCUCCCAAAGCUUUUACACUGGACUUGAAACGACCAAAGAUUCCUAUUCCCCAGUUUACCUCCCUCAGACCAACUGACAGACAACGUGUUUCUGCUGAUAAUGGACCACUAGACGGAGAUAAGGAUGCAGAUGUCUAUAACAAGCCCUGGUAUGCCAGCGCAUGUGACCGCAAGACUGCUGAUGACGCUUUGCUUCGCUCAAAUAAAGACGGGGCGUUUAUGGUGAGGAAGAGCUCGGGCCAAGACGUACAUCAGCCCUACACUUUAGUGGUGUUUUACAAGGGCAGAGUGUACAACAUACCAAUCCGCUUCAUACCAAACACUCAGCAGUAUGCACUGGGAAGACAGAAGAGAGGAGAGGAGUACUUCACCAGCAUCUGCCACAUCAUUGAGAACCACCAGAGGACUCCUCUGGUGCUGAUUGACAGCCAGAGUUACACCAAGGAUGCCACCAAGCUGUGCUACCCCAUGAAGCCUUAGACGAGCUGGUGAACAGCCGAGCGACGGGGCUCGUGCGUACGGACCUGCUGUGUUUACUGUCAAGAGUGUUUACAGAACUGAUCACGUGAUGCUUUUCUCCUCCCGCACUGUUAAUUCGAGGUGCUGCUCACAGGACUGUACGCCGGACUUGCCUGCACUGCUGGCCAUGCAGAGCUCAAGUAGCACUGACUCAGACGACUUUUUAACUCAUGUUUUAUUAAGAUUUUUUUAAUGCUUGUCAGUAAAAAGUGUAUUCAAAUUAAUGCAAGGAAGAAGACAGUGUUGCUGUAGCAGAGAGAAGCAGGUAGACAAAUAAUCCAGCAAUGACAGCAGUACUUUAGAGCAAAAAAACACAAAGUUGUAUAUUUUGUUUUAAUAAAACUCUUUUCUUGUGUUUCAUCA
Molecule: messenger RNA, 2048 nt
Organism: Seriola dumerili (greater amberjack)
Lineage: Eukaryota; Metazoa; Chordata; Actinopteri; Carangiformes; Carangidae
Gene: blnk
Product: B-cell linker
Exons: 24
Coding region: 102-1646 (514 amino acids)
Biological process (GO): cell surface receptor protein tyrosine kinase signaling pathway; intracellular signal transduction
Source: RefSeq, a predicted model, not a curated record